AUGCCUCGUCUUUUACCAGCAGAACAUGAGGCUGGAUCUCAAAUUACAUUCUGUACUAGCUGUAUACUGCCAGGUUAUUUCAGCAAAUACAAUUUGACAAAGCUCCUGUUUCAAGUCCUCGACAAGUCGUCUUGCGCGCACCUUGUUCUCUUGGACGGGCUAGAUGAGCUUGCUGAGCCCCAUGGAGGGAUUAAUGUGCUAUUCCAACUGCUGGUCCGGUUGGUGGCAGCGGAUAGAGUAAAGCUUUGUGUCUCUAGUCGCCCCGAGCGUCUCUUCGCAGUUCAGUUUGCUUCCAAUCCUUCAAUACACAUGCAGGACUUGACAUAUUGGGAUAUCUGCGACUACACGACCGACUUCCUCAAAGAUUUGCAGCUAUAUCGUGGCGAUCACCUAUAUAGGGAGAUCCACCGUGAAAUUUCGCAGAAAGCAGAGGGCGUUUUCAUAUGGGUGUAUCUCGUUCUACGGAGAGUCAAAAAUGGCAUCGAACAGUACGCUGAGAGUUGGAACGACAUAUAUGACCGUAUCGUCAUGCUGCCACCAGAUCUCAUGCGGCUUUACGAAGAUAUGUGGUCUAGACUGGGUGGGAAUAACGAGAAACACAUCAAGAAAGCAGCGCGGUACUUCCAGUACACUCGGAAUUCUCACGGCGCAGCUAUAGCCAAAAUUGCUCUAUUCGCAAAUGACCAAGAGUUGGAAGCAUUUACAAGACCAAACGAAGUUCCAUGCCUAAGUGAAAUUCUCAAAAUGUCUGAAGUCACCUUGCAAACUCUAAUUCCAGUAUCCGCCGGACUACUCGAGGUCUUCCCUGACCCAUCACACCCAUAUUAUGCCCGAGGUUUGGAAGGGAAUGAUAAACAAGUCUCUCGGUGGUCAGAAGAAUUGAAGAUCAGAUUCAUACACAGAACUGCCACCGACUUCCUGGAUAGCGACGAAGGGAAGAAGAUGUUUGACAGGUACACAUUGGGAUCCGUGGAUUUUCUCUUGUCAUGCGCCAAAGUAGAGUUAGCUCUUCAUUCAGUUUCUCGUUUUAGGAAACAUCCUCUCGCGGAGGUCUGGUCUCUCAUGUCAAGGGCAUUUAACCAGUCGGCGAACAUGAAAUGUCUCACCCACAUAUCUAACGACCUUUUGUCCACUAUCCAUCAGUGUGCGCUCAACGAAUCUAGAGAACUUAUCCGUCCACCGAACUGGAUAAGUUAUGAGAACUUCUUUCUCUUUGAAGCAGUUACCUAUGGCUUUUAUACAUAUGUUCAAGAGACACUAAAUAUCUCUGAAGAUCCUGAUUCCACCGCUUUGGCCUAUGCUCUGCUAGGCGGAUGCGACCAUCGUUUUGUGCUGGAAAGAGAUCAUUACAAUAAGACACCAUACCCACCGAUCCGAAAUCUUUUGAAAAUGUGCCUGAGGUCUGACAUGCGAACUUUGGGUCCCUCUGCCGUGCGGGCUGCGCGCGACAAUAUUAUGCUUGCUUGGCGUUGCUCCCUGCCACACGAAGUAGCACUAACUCAGGAGGAAAUUCCGAAGGGUGAUAAGAGACAGUUGAUAGAAGAGAUCCUGGAGCUUCUCAUCGAAGCUGGCGUAAUGGCAGAGUUUCCCGCACCGAAAUACCUUCUUGCGGUGCAAGACCAAGGACUGAUGAUCGUGAAAAGACUGACCGAUGAAGAAUCUGUUCUUGGAUCUGGAGUCUUACGGCCCCAAGAACCUCUGCGCGGGCACUCAACGAUUCCUUCCUUCAGCAACAACUAUCGAGCAAGAUUUCUGGAAAAUCUAAGCUCCUAUCGAUGCAAGUGA
This is a messenger RNA of Penicillium cosmopolitanum, 1785 nucleotides long. RefSeq lists its product as uncharacterized. Bases 1 to 1785 code for a protein of 594 amino acids. The record is from RefSeq and is a predicted model, not a curated record. The transcript has a single exon. NCBI's taxonomy places the organism in Eukaryota, Fungi, Ascomycota, Eurotiomycetes, Eurotiales, Aspergillaceae.